AUGGAAGAGAGUUUGCCUCGCCUCGAGGAUCGCCAGCUCACCUCGCUUGAGCCGAUAGAAGAGAUUAACGUGGGCACUGAAGAGGAGCCCCGCACCCUAAAGAUCGGCACGAGCCUCGACCCAACACAACGGGCUCGAAUGAUCGAUUUCCUGACCAGUGUGGAGCUUUCCCAUGGCCUCGUAGAGAAGUUGCUCCACCGGUUUCGGGAUGCCUGGAAAUCGGCAUUGGGUGUGUUCCGAUGGGCUGAAUCGCGUUCGAGCUUCUGUCACGUCCCGAAAGCGUACGAUGCGAUUGUUGACAUACUGGGAAAGAGCAAGCAGAUGGAGAGAAUGAGGGGAAUGUUAGAUGAGAUGCUAAAACGCGGUUUUGUGAAUCUCAACACAGUGAGCAAGGUCAUGAGAAGGUUUGCUGGUGCAGGACUUUGGAGGGAUGCCGUCUGGAUAUUCGAUGAGCUGGAGAAUCUCGGGUUGGAGAAGAACAUCGAGACGAUGAACUUGUUGCUUGAUACGCUCUGCAAAGAGGGCAAGGUCGAGCAGGCUCACGAGAUAUUCUUGGCACUUAAGCCUCAUAUCCCCCCAGAUGCUUACACAUUUAACAUAUUCAUCCAUGGAUGGUGCAAGCUCGAUCGGGUAGAUGAGGCUCUAUGGACAAUCCAAGAGAUGAAGGGGCAUGGUACCCAGGCCUGCGUGAUCAGCUACUCCAUCAUAAUCCGCUGUUAUUGCUGCCUGCAUGACUUCGUUAAAGUCUAUGAAUUGUUCGACGAAAUGCACGGCCAAGGGUCCCCCCCAAACAUUGCCACUUACUCGACGGUCAUGAAUUAUCUCAUUGUGUUUGAGAUCUUCCAACUGCAUUUUAUGCUGGGAUUUGAUGUGUGAGGGAUGCAUGGUUAAUGACUCUUGACAUCGUUAAGUGAUUUUUUUGAUGCCUUGGUAUGCAUUUACUUCGCAUAGUAUGUUAUCAUACCCAACUUGCGUGUUCUUGAGGCUAGUUCAGACCAUACAGAACUUGUCAGUGCAUAUGCUAUACAUUCCGAAGUAUCAUUUUGAGUUCUUGUAAUCAGAUGUGCUAAUUGACUCUUUUCAUUGUGCAGUUUGUAAUUGCCUCUUUGGCUGGCUGGGGUGUUCUCAUUGUUGGGGGAUACAAAUUCUUUACUAGAGGCAAAGGCAAGAACGAAGAGAAUCCGGCGGGAGCAUCUCACUGAAGUUUGGACAAGUAGCUUGUAUCUGUCUUCAAUUUUUCCUGGAAAUAAGAUUCCUGCACGGACUUCUUGUGUCAGAUUGAGUUAUCUUUCCUUGUACGGUGAACAAUUUGACGGUCACCCGAUUAGUGUUGUGAUCCACUCUUGCUGAAUGAAUUUUGGAGGCACUUUGCAAAAGUUGCAUAUCAUUUAAGGCCUUUUUCACUGUCUGUGCACCAUUACUGCAAUUUGAUGCACGAACUCCUGUUCCCAAUAAAUCAGUUCAAUGCUGUAA
Messenger RNA from Punica granatum (pomegranate), 1473 nucleotides. The record is from RefSeq and is a predicted model, not a curated record. Lineage: Eukaryota; Viridiplantae; Streptophyta; Magnoliopsida; Myrtales; Lythraceae.